This is a messenger RNA of Alternaria rosae, 582 nucleotides long. RefSeq lists its product as uncharacterized. The record is from RefSeq and is a predicted model, not a curated record. The transcript has a single exon. Lineage: Eukaryota; Fungi; Ascomycota; Dothideomycetes; Pleosporales; Pleosporaceae. Bases 133 to 456 code for a protein of 107 amino acids.
CAUCGGCCAGGUUGAAAGGCAACGGGCUCGGCUGCACUGGCUACGCGACACGGAUUUGCCUGUUCUCGUGACUCGUCUCCCGCUACGUACCGCCGCCAGCUAAGGCAAACUGUCUUCCGGCUUGCUCCGAACAUGAUGAGGACAUUGAUGUGUUUGACGCCUGCCGCUACGUGGCGGGGGAUGGCCAGAGUCGCCCAACUUCUAAAGAUCCAAGGACGGACCUGCGGACGGUACAGUAAGAUGAAUUUGUUUUUGAGUUUGCGGCUAGGCAGAGGGAUAAUCACUGCAAGUCGGGAGGGCGAUGAUGUCGACGAGUGCGCACAAAGAGAGGUUCAUCGACGCUCCGCUGCGAAAUGGCGGGGUUAUAUUGAUCUCCCGUCCAACGAGCGUCGACACGAUGUCUUCCGUAGCGCGACAGUCCGCCCUGGGUCGCGCUUGGGGAGAGAUAAGGCCUGAGAUGACCCUCUCGAAUUACGACAGACAAGUCGUGGGCUGCCGAGGCGAGGCCGCCGGGCCAAUGGCAGCCGCCGCUUUUCAGAUGAUGCGGCGUGGGCUGCAGCGGCAAUCUAGCCGGUGGAGCUC